AUGGCACUCGAUAAUGCCAACUGCAGGCUACAUGUAGAAAGUGGAAAGGACCUGCACAUUCAAGCACUCUUCACCCCAUACUCAACUAAGCCAUCCAACGCCAUCGUCGCCAAAGCCUCAAUGGUCGCGUCAACCCGUCGUCCGUUGUUCUUCAACCCCGAGGCUAAGACCUCAGUGAUUCCCAUCUCGUCACCUGGAGAUGCUCCUUUGAAUUUUCAUCAGAGCCUUCCUGGUUACCAGCCCACCAAGUUGGUCUCGCUGGAUUCAGUCGCUGAAGAGGCUGGCGUUAAAUCGGUGCUGGUCAAAUUCGAAGGUCAGCGCCUGGGCCUACCGUCGUUCAAGAUUCUUGGUGCUUCUUGGGGCACCAUCAAUGCCGUCACCCAAAAGCUGGGAAUGUCCUCGCAGUCCGACCAUGAGACCGUGAAGUCGGCCCUGAAAGCCAUCCCCACAACCCUUUUCGCUGCAACGGACGGCAAUCAUGGCAUGGCAGUGGCUCAUAUGGGAACUCUUCUAGGGAUCCCGACCAAGAUUUUCGUACCUGUCGGUCUUCAUUCAUCCGCUAUAGAUGCGAUUGAAAAGGAAGGAGGCUUGGUCAUCCAGAUCAACGCCUCUUAUGACGAAACUGUCCAGAAGGCAUUCCGAGCCUCCGGGGAAAAGAAUGGAGUCUUCGUCCAAGACACCGCGUUCCCAGGAUACGAAGAAACAGCGAAUUGGGUGGUUGAAGGCUACAGCACAUUGCACCUCGAAAUUGAUGAGGCUCUGGCUGGAGUGAGCCCAAACCUGGUUGUCGCGCCGGUCGGUGUCGAUUCUUUCGCCCAUUCGGUUGUUAAUCAUUACAAGGCCGAGGGUAGAGAUACCAAGGUUCUUACCGUGGAGCCCGAUACCGCAGCUUGUCUCUACAAGAGUCUCGUUGCAGGAGAGGCGACACCCAUUGAAACAAUGCCAACUAUACUGGCUGGUCUCAACUGUGGCACAGUUUCGAGCAUUGCCUGGCCUAUCCUGAAAUCUGGUGUUGAUGCCACCGGAACGGUGAACGACUUCGAGACGCAUGUGGCUUGUAAGCUUCUCCAAUCUCUCGGAGUUUCCGCUGGACCUUGUGGUGCAGCGUCUCUGGCCGCUCUCCGCCGGCUCACCGAUUCGGACAAGGCCGAGCUGGGUCUGAAUUCAUCUUCCACCGUGGUCCUUCUUUGCACUGAGGGGCAUAAGGAAUACGAUGAUCCACGGGAUGUAUCCUUGGAAGACACUCUUUCGCUUACGCAGACCCUCGUGCAGAUCAACUCGGCUGUCCCUGGAACUGGCAAUAUCCGCGGAGCUGCCCACCCUGCAGUAUGCACCAUAACCAUUGAGAGGAGGACAGAUGGCGGGGAAACUGUGGACCAGGUGAAAGAAGAGAUGGACAGCGUGUUGCGGACUGCGGCACAGAAUUCUCCAGGUCUGAAGUACGAGACGAAAGUGACUUUUGCGCGCUCUGCCUUUGAAAUUCGCAGGGACCAUCCGCUUGUCACAUUACUGGCUGAAGAGUACAGGAAUGUGACUGGUAAGGAGAUCAAGAUGCGCAAGGAGGCAUUCUGGACUGAUUGUGCCUUGAUCGCCGACAAGGAAAUGCCAGUUGUCAUGUUUGGACCGUGGGGAGAGGGUCUGCAUGCGAAGACGGAAUGGGUAGAGAUUGAGUCAUUGAGGGUCGUAUCUGACACUCUCAUUAGAGUGAUGAAGUCUUUCGCUUCAUAA
Molecule: messenger RNA, 1728 nt
Organism: Colletotrichum orchidophilum
Lineage: Eukaryota; Fungi; Ascomycota; Sordariomycetes; Glomerellales; Glomerellaceae
Exons: 4
Coding region: 1-1728 (575 amino acids)
Molecular function (GO): hydrolase activity
Source: RefSeq, a predicted model, not a curated record